Scaptodrosophila lebanonensis is the source of this 1920-nucleotide messenger RNA. Its product is annotated as dihydrolipoyl dehydrogenase, mitochondrial. Lineage: Eukaryota; Metazoa; Arthropoda; Insecta; Diptera; Drosophilidae. The record is from RefSeq and is a predicted model, not a curated record. The transcript has 5 exons. Gene Ontology annotation, molecular function: dihydrolipoyl dehydrogenase (NADH) activity; flavin adenine dinucleotide binding. Bases 117 to 1631 code for a protein of 504 amino acids. Gene Ontology annotation, cellular component: mitochondrion; oxoglutarate dehydrogenase complex.
AUUUAUGCCCUCCUGGCCAGCCGUUGUGGUUUAGUCAAAAUUCAGUAGGAAAUACCGUAAAAUCGUGCCGAGUUUUCAAGUUUUGACAAAUACACGUUAACAACACAAAAACAAAUAUGCAGUUGACGCUACGUACUGUUGUUAAAGCCAUGGCCAAGACGCCAUUGCGUACCAAUGCGGCUAUAUUAGGCGCCCUCAACGCACGCUGCUAUUCCACCACACAUGAAGCGGACAUUGUUGUUAUUGGCUCUGGUCCCGGUGGAUAUGUGGCGGCUAUAAAAGCGGCCCAAAUGGGCAUGAAGACUGUCAGCGUGGAAAAGGAGGCCACAUUGGGCGGCACUUGCCUUAAUGUGGGCUGCAUACCCUCGAAGGCGCUGCUAAACAACUCGCACUACUAUCACAUGGCACAUUCUGGUGAUUUGGCCAGUCGUGGCAUUAAUGUCGGUAGCGUCUCCCUCGAUUUAGAAAAGCUGAUGGGACAGAAGACGAAUGCUGUGAAGGCCCUAACCGGCGGCAUUGCGCAACUCUUCAAAAAGAACAAAGUUACACAACUAACCGGCUUUGGCAGCAUUGUCAACCCAAAUGAGGUGCAGGUGAAGAAAAAUGAUGGCACCACAGAAACGGUAAAGGCCAAGAACAUUCUGAUUGCCACCGGCUCUGAAGUGACGCCCUUCCCCGGAAUUACAAUUGACGAGGAGGUCAUUGUGAGCAGCACGGGUGCUCUGAAGCUAGCGAAGGUGCCACAGCGUAUGGUUGUCAUUGGCGCUGGCGUCAUUGGCCUGGAAUUGGGAUCGGUAUGGUCGCGUCUUGGCGCUGAGGUUACUGCCAUUGAGUUCAUGGAUACCAUCGGCGGUGUAGGCAUUGACGGUGAGGUCUCCAAGACCUUCCAGAAGGUGCUCACAAAGCAAGGACUUAAGUUCAAGCUGGGUACCAAGGUUAUGGCUGCGCAGCGCAACGGCGACACCGUGAGCGUGUCCGUAGAGAAUGCCAAGUCCGGUGAAAAGGAGGAAAUCCAAUGUGAUGCUCUGCUAGUCAGCGUGGGACGUCGUCCCUAUACUGAGGGUCUCGGUCUGGAAGCUGUGGGCAUUGUCAAGGACGAUCGUGGUCGCAUACCCGUCAAUGCCACCUUCCAGACAGUGGUUCCCAAUAUCUAUGCCAUUGGCGAUUGCAUUCACGGUCCCAUGCUGGCGCACAAGGCCGAGGAUGAAGGCUUAAUAACGAUCGAGGGCAUAAAUGGCGGUCAUGUUCAUAUCGACUACAAUUGCGUGCCUAGUGUGGUUUAUACGCAUCCCGAAGUGGCGUGGGUUGGCAAAUCUGAGGAGGCACUCAAACAAGAAGGAGUUGCCUACAAGGUCGGCAAAUUCCCCUUCCUGGCAAACUCGCGCGCCAAGACCAACAAUGAUACCGACGGCUUUGUGAAGGUCCUCGCUGACCAGGCAACGGAUCGUGUGCUGGGCACACACAUCAUUGGACCUGUUGCUGGUGAGCUGAUCAAUGAAGCUGUGCUGGCCAUGGAGUAUGGAGCGGCUGCCGAAGAUAUUGCACGCGUUUGCCAUGCACAUCCGACAUGCGCUGAGGCUCUGCGCGAAGCCAAUGUGGCAGCAGCUUUUGGCAAGCCCAUCAAUUUCUAAGUGUCGUCCCCAACAGAUAACAUCCACAACAAUCCUAGCACUUUGCUGCCAGAACCCACUUCUCUUGCACUUACGGCUGGAAAACCCUACGAACAUUUAACGGAUAUAAAUAAAUACACAAACGAAAAACACUCAAAUUCAAUGUUCUAAUUGUAUCACGAUACAUCUGGAAUAUAAAUUCAAAUUCACAUAAUAAUUGGUAUAUGCGCAAGGCGUUUUGCAAUACAGCUAUCUGAGAAUGUAAUAUGUAUUAAGUUUAGAAUAAAGCUGUUUAAAACUCGAAAUGGAA